CUGCCGCAUCAAUUUUUGCAAACCUCGGAUCAACGCACCCCUUGAGGCUUGGUAUGUCGGCUCCUUUCUGCCCAAGGUUGUAUAAUACAUGAUGGUGUACUAGAACAGACACGCUACGAAACACAGAUCCUACUGGACCACCUACGAACAGCCUAUCAAUGCGGGUACGCCGGGGUACGCCUCGUGUAUCAACUCUGGUGCCUUGCCAAGAAACAUUGUAUAUGCCCACCGCCUUCGCUAAGACGCUAAUUCAAAAAUUGACUGCUAGUUUUCCAAUAAAGAGCACGAACACAGAGGAAUACGCUAGCUUCUUAAUUCCCAGUACUUCCAUUGACCCUCACAAUGCUGCGUCUGCUGUGUAUCGCUCUGUCUCUUUUCUUAUCCCUUCAGCUCGCUGUUGCGGAUCCUGCCCCAACAGUCUUGCGAGUUUCACGUCACUCCAAGACAUCGGCACUAGUGACCAAGUCGGUACUAUCCGCUCUCUUGGUUCGGCGAGGAAAGUAUCUUGCUCGAGCAAGCAACGGCGUGUGCCCUAGCGGAUAUCAGCAAUGUACCAACUACCCAGACUCAUGUGCCCCUACUGGCAGCUACUGUUGCAAUGAUUUGUACAACUGUCCAAACGACUCCACCUGUUUCGAUUCCGAAUGCUGUCCCAAUACCGCGCAAACCUGUAAUGGAAAUGCCUGCUGCAGCGCUAAAAGCGAAUGUUGUACCGACGAAAGCUGCUGUGAACCCGGCCUCUUCUGUUGCAAUGACUCUAUCGGGGGAUGCUGCCCUACUGGAUCUACGUGCAUAGCAAAUACUGAUCAAUGUUCCACUGAUGGAGGCUCAGGCAGUGGUGGUUCUGGAGGUGGAAGCGGUGGAACUACCGUUACGACUGCUACACCUUCCAAGUCAACUGCGCCGCUCGGAACCACUUCUAGCAAUAACGUAAUCACAUUCAACGGCCCCACAACAACUGGGUCUUCGAGCACUCAUUCUUCAACUGUUUCAUCUGGAGGGUCUACUGCCAGUGGCAUAACGUCAACCGGUGCUGCUUCUCGUGUAGCACCUGGGACACAACUUGCGGCUUUGGCUGCAGUUGUUGGUCUGCCGAUUCUCCACAACGUCCUCCAUGCAUUGUGAAUGUGCAAAAGCACUUCUCUUCUCGAUUCGACAUACUUGUUAAUUGUUGUUGAGGUCGUGAUCUAUGGACACUGAUAUGUCAGAUAUCUCUCACUAAUCAGUUGGUCCACGGAUUGCGAGAGAUCAAGGUAAAUCGGGUAAUGGCUAAACGGCUAAACUGCGGAGGCCCAGGGCUGUAUUGCAAGCAU
Molecule: messenger RNA, 1313 nt
Organism: Suillus clintonianus
Lineage: Eukaryota; Fungi; Basidiomycota; Agaricomycetes; Boletales; Suillaceae
Exons: 9
Coding region: 343-1125 (260 amino acids)
Source: RefSeq, a predicted model, not a curated record